AGGAGCAAAGUAAGGUGUUUCCGGAAAGCAGAAAGACUUGAAGUUUACUCUUUUACAUAGGUCGAUGGAAACUUACCUCUGAGGUGAAGGAGGAAUUAGUGAUGCUUGAAGAACUGAUAUGAACAAGUGGGGUAUACAGAUGACUGGAUCCCAUCCAUGGUGGUUGGAGAACAUGUAACCCUAGAGCCACCACACUCUGAAAAGAUUUUGCUGAGUUGACCAGUGAUUGGCCAAACUUAUUGGGCCUAACGACAAUGGGACUUAAAAUUGGAUUAGAAAUACGGGUUGAUCGGUGGAGAUGAACAGUUCAGUUGACCUACCAAAGAGAUUUCUAGAUAAAAUAAAACAGGGGAAACGUGGUAGAUUCAAGGAGAAUGGAUCCGUGUUCAGUUGGAGUCCAGCUUCGAACCACACACGACUGCCAUAAAACCUUCUAUACUCGGCACACAGGUUUCAAGACACUGAAAGAAUUGUCAUCAAAUGAUAUGCUUUUACUUCAGCUUAGAACUGGAAUGACACUUUCUGGGAAUAAUACAAUUUGUCUCCAUCACGUAAAAAUUUAUAUUGACAGAUUUGAAGAGUUACAGAAGUCAUGUUGUGACCCAUUUAACAUACACAAGAAGCUAGCCAAAAAGAAUCUGCAUGUAAUUGACUUAGAUGAUGCCACUUUUCUGAGUGCAAAGUUUGGAAGACAGCUCGUACCUGGUUGGAAGCUUUGCCCAAAAUGUACCCAGAUUAUCAAUGGAAGUGUGGAUGUUGAUUCAGAUGACCGCCAGAGACGGAAACCCGAGUCAGAUGGAAGGACUGCUAAAGCUCUGCGGUCACUACAGUUUACAAACCCGGGAAAGCAAACUGAAUUUGCUCCAGAAAGUGGUAAAAGGGAGAAAAGGAAACUCACCAAAAAUGCAAGUGCUGCUUCCGACAGACAAAUUAUUCCAGCAAAGAGUAAGGUGUAUGACAGCCAGGGCCUGCUGAUUUUCAGUGGCAUGGACCUCUGCGACUGCCUGGAUGAGGACUGCUUGGGAUGCUUCUACGCCUGCCCCACUUGUGGUUCUACCAAAUGUGGGGCCGAGUGCCGCUGCGACCGCAAGUGGCUGUAUGAGCAGAUAGAGAUUGAAGGAGGAGAGAUAAUCCAUAAUAAACACGCUGGAAAAGCAUAUGGUCUGUUAUCUCCCUGUCACCCAUAUGAUAUUUUACAAAAAUGAUCACCCAAAUAUUGACCAGCAAAGACGAAAACGAAGCAAAGAAAUGAACAGUGACAUUUCUGGAAGUAAAAUAUGGAUCAGUCGAAAAUGGAAUUGUACGCGUCGCUGCUGGUCAUGGGAGUGUUGAUCGCCAUUGCUGUUCAGGAGACAGAUGUGCACCACAGGAAGCUGAUGAUGGAAACUUACCCACAUGGCUGAGACAAGCAGCUGGGAUGAGCAAGCAGAUGGUCCUAGACAACGCUAUGGUAACUUUAACUUAACAUUAAAGGCUGUUUAUUGUAAAUAGAGAACUUCACAAUAUCGGAAUGAUCAGAAAGGUUCCUGUUCAGUGUUACUAACAAAACAGGCGCUGUUCAGACUACUUUUAGGCAAGAAAAUAAAACUCCAAUUCUCAAUGCAUAAACUUUCAUUUUCUUGUCCAUUUAUAGCUACAAGUUUUUAAUGUUUUGAUUGAUAUUUAAAGGUCAUACAGCAAUCCUCUUUUUCCCCUUGAUUAUUAGCAUUUCUUUGGUGCAUGGCUUCAUAGUGCUGUGCAGAUAGGCCCGGCCCUUAGCUGGAAGCAGGGCCUGUGACACAGAAAAUUGGUAUCCAUGCAACACAAUAGGUAGAUAUUUUGAAAAUAAACUAGAUGCCUACAUGCUAAAAUAUAGUUCUCCUAACUAGAGAUGGACACAAAUGCUCAUUACACCAUCAGCUUUUCAGUUCUUAAUCUAUGCAUUCUUGGUGAGAAUUUGUUCCUCUUUUUCCAUUUAAACCGAGAGUGUGAAGUGCAUACGGGACUGCACAUUUGUCUCAGUUACUGUUCUGUUGCUGUGAAGAGUCACUAUGACCAAGGCAACACUUGCAAAAGGAAGCAUUGUAUUGAGGGCUUGCUUGGAGUUCCAAAGGCUUAGCCUAUCACCAUCAUGGCAGGGGCAUGGUGGCCGCAGACAGGUCAGGAUCCGAGAUCUUUAUGUUCUUACAGGCAAGAGAGACUCGGCCUGGCAUGACUUUGGAAACCUCACCACUGGUGACACUUUUCCAACAAGGCCCCCUCCUACCCAUUAUCAAAUGGUACCACCUGCUGGUAAAUAAGCAUUAGGGUGUGUGAGGAGCCUAUGGGGGUUCCCUGAUUCAAAUCAUCACAGCAGUACUUCUGGCUGCUAAAACGGUGGAUAGGUGUGAGGAUUGAAACUUCUAAAAAUGUCCCUCAAGAGACUGAUGAAAAAUUGGAGAAGCUGGGUACUGUGGGAUAGGAACAGGGUUUCUGGGUACUGAUGGAAGUCUUGCUGAGAAGUCAGAAUGGAAGCAGCUCCGGCACUUCUUCCUAAAGCCUUUGGUAGGUUCUCCCUAACCCUUCAGUAGGUUCCUCCUAAAGCCUUUGGUAGGUUCUCCUAAAGCCUUUGGUAGGUUCCUCCUAAAGCCGUUGGUAGGUUCUCCUAAAGCCUUUGGUAGGUUCUUGCAGCCUCCAAGGUUCUGUUGUUCCUGAAUCUUUAGCAGCUUAAAAUACUUGAGUUCUCCAGUACAAUAGCAUUUUUGUUUAGUUGGUUAUCUCUACACUUGCUUGUUUUUCUUUCAUAAAAUGCUAUUUCCAACUUGGAAUUAAAUGUGCUUUCUUUUAGGGUUUUUCUUUAACCCAAGUGUCAGAAACCUAAUGAGCAAAUCAUUUGAUCUGAAUAUCAGCUGAGUGGUGUCAGAAAAGUUUUUAACUAUAUUUUUAAAUUAAAAGGUAGAAUUAUUUACUUUUUCUUUUUUGUUUUUUGUUUCGUUUUUUGUUUUGUUUUUUUGUUUUGUUUUGUUUUUCGAGGCAGGGUUUCUCUGUGUAGCCCUGGAUGUCCUGGAACUCUGUAGACCAGGCUGGCCUCAAACUCAGAAAUCUGCCUGCCUCUUCCUCCCAAGUGCUGAGAUUAAAGGCGUGCCACACCACAGCCCAGCUAUUUACUUUUUCUAAAGUAAGGAAAUGUUUUACUGGGCUAAAGAUAGACUCCAGUUUUAUCUGAACCUUUAGAAUCCUUUGGUUUUAGUCAUUUUUGUUGUCUCUUGGUUCCUAAGUGAGUUAGGGUUGAACAUUGCUUGGGCUCGGGAGGAAACGUUUGUUAUGUUUCCUUUCAUUCUGUUUUCCUUGCAGUGGGGCCUUGCACUGCCACGCAGGCUGGCCCUGGACCUCUGCGGCCUUCACACCACAGCCUUUUUCGUGCUGGGUUGACAUGCAUGUGUUACCAUGCUGCUAAAAUUUGUGUGAAGCAUUUAUUUUUACUUACAAUGGGAGUAUAUUUCUAAUAGGGAAAAGACUUUAUAUAAAAAUGGCUAUAUUUAAUCAUUCCUUUGAACAGAUCUGUUCUUUUUGCAAAGAGAAUAACUUUUACCACAGGGAAGGUUAUCAACAGUUUUGGUGAUUGUUCUUUGUAUUUGGGGACCAAACAUAGAGUUUAUAGCCAAAAGUAUAUUUGAUCUUAAGUAAACUAAUAAAGACUGUAUUUUAGAAAUAAACAAUGCAGGGUUACUGUUUAAUUUUUAAGUAUGUAUGUGUGAAAGAGAGAUCUUAGGUAAACUAAUAAAGACUAUUUUAGAAAUAACA
Messenger RNA from Apodemus sylvaticus (European woodmouse), 3762 nucleotides. It is a transcript of the gene Arl14ep, whose product is annotated as ADP ribosylation factor like GTPase 14 effector protein. Gene Ontology annotation, cellular component: intracellular membrane-bounded organelle. Lineage: Eukaryota; Metazoa; Chordata; Mammalia; Rodentia; Muridae. The record is from RefSeq and is a predicted model, not a curated record. The transcript is spliced from 5 exons. The coding region runs from base 375 to 1205 and encodes 276 amino acids.